Durusdinium trenchii is the source of this 5610-nucleotide messenger RNA. Lineage: Eukaryota; Dinophyceae; Suessiales; Symbiodiniaceae. The record is from the annotation of a GenBank genome assembly.
AUGGAGGAUCUCAGAGAUCCGCGCUUCAAGGUCCAGUAUGCGCUGUGGCAUCGACGCUUCAGCACCAACACGAUGCCCCGCUGGCCUUUGGCGCAGCCCUUCCGUUACUUGGGCCACAACGGAGAGAUCAACACCAUCCAAGGCAACUACAAUUGGACCCGGGCGCGCUCGGGCUCCUUCGAACAUCCCAACUUCGGCUAUCGCAUGCGCGAGGUGCUGCCUCCCUGCCGCGCCGAGAACAGUGACUCCGGAAAUAUGGACUGUUACUUGGAAUUGAUGCUUCGGUGCAACCGAGAGCUGCCUGAAGCUUUGAUGAUGAUGAUCCCAGAAGCCUACAAGGACAGUACUCGAUCACUUGCAGCUGGGGAUCAUCACACACCACCCAUGCUGCUCACAACGGAUCGUGAGCUCCGCUGCGCGAGCGACUUUCGUGCACCCUGGGUGCAGGACAACGACUCCGGUGAUGUUAAAGACUUCUACGAGUGCCGUGGUGGGCAAGGCCUUAGGUAUUGGGGCGCUCUGCAGGAGGCCUGGGAUGGUCCCGCAUUGGUGGCCUUCUGCGACGGUGAGUACAUGGGUGCAACCUUAGACCGAAACGGCCUUCGCCCUGCUCGCUACUUUCAGUUGCACGAUGGCACCUGUGUGGUGAGCUCCGAAACUGGCAUAUUGGAGAAGAACCUUUUUCCACCAGACAUGUUCAAAUCCAAAGGGCGCUUGGGCCCGGGAAAGAUGGUCGCCAUCGAUCUGCACACAGGUGAGCUGAUCGAGAAUGAGGCGGUGAAGCAAAAGAUGGCCUCCAAGAAGCCUUAUGGUGAUUGGAACAAGGUCUUCAGGGAAGAGAUGGACUUGGAGCCCUUCUUGUCCAAAGAUCAUGAUUUAGUGGUGCCCAAGGCCAUGGAAGACAACUUGAUGACCUUGCUUUUCGACAUGGGCUACACGAUCGAGGAUGUAGAGAUGGUGGUGGAGUCCAUGGCACAGACGGGCAGAGAGCCCACCUUCUGUAUGGGCAAUGACAAGCCCUUGGCGGUGCUUUCGGACCGCGCUCAUGUGCUCUACGACUAUUUCACCCAGCGAUUCGCCCAGGUGACCAAUCCGGCCAUCGACCCUUAUCGGGAAUCUCUGGUGAUGUCCAUCAACGUUUAUCUGGGCCGGCAAGGCAACUUGAUGGCUGAGAGCCCGACCUACUUUCAGAACAAGGCCAACAAUCGAUUAGUCAAGAUCGACUCGCCGUUUCUGAAUGAGAGGCAGCUUUAUGCCAUCAAAAACAGUGGCCUUCUGACCGUCCAGCUGAGCACGCGCUAUGACCACAGCAAAGGUCCAGGUGCAUUAGAAAAAGCCGUCUCAGACAUUUGCUCCUUGGCUGCGCUAGGCUACGAGGCCUCCAACGCCAUCCGCAACGGGGCGGAGCUCAUCAUCAUCUCCGAUGUGCCGCGGAACUCAGAUUUCUUGAGCAACUUCGAUGUGGAAGAUCCUGACAUCGGCCUGGAGCGUUCCGUCUUAGCGAUUCCACCACUCUUGGCGGUGGGUGCCAUCCAUCACUACCUCAUCCAGCAGGGCUUGAGGACUCAAGCUUCUUUGGUGGUGAGUACCGGCCAGUGCUGGAGCACUCAUCACUUCGCCUGCCUCAUCGGCUACGGCGCCAGUGCUGUGUGCCCCUACCUGGCGCUGGCGCACAUCCGCAAGUGGCAUGCCACUGACAAGGGUGCUGCCAAGGCAGAUGGGCAGACGGUGGAGGAGGUGCAGCGGAACUACAAGGAUGCCGUGAAUGCUGGGCUGAAGAAGAUCAUGUCCAAGAUGGGCAUCACAGUCUUGGAGUCCUAUCGAGGGGCGCAGAUUUUCCAAUGCAUUGGCUUGGACAAGAAGGCCUCCAAACUGGGAAUCGGGAAGAGGUGGUGGGUCUUCUUGGGCGCGGAAGGCUCCCUAUUUUCUGCUGGCUUUGGGUGGGUGGUGGUUCUUCAAGAUGAGAAGCAGUCCAACCAGCGUGGCCAUGCCCUCAAAUGGCCCUCACCGCCAUUGAGCUUUAAGCGCUUCUGCACUUCUGCCGUGCCGGUGCCGGUGCAUGGAGAAUCUGAAGUCAUUCGAAGACCCCAGAAUGCCUUGAGCUUCACCGACAUCGCCAACGAGUCGAUGAUGUUCCACCGGAGGGCCUUCCCCGAGCUGGAGGAGAAGGCGGAAAAAUUGGAGUUCGCCGGCUGGUACAAGUAUAUCAAGGCCAAGGGCGAGUUCCAUAUGAACAACCCCGAGAUGUCCCGUGCUUUGCACAAAGCUGUACGCAACAAUGAGCCCUUGCAAUACGAGGAGUGCCACACAUUGCGCCGCGAGUAUCGGCGUCAGAUCAUGGACGGGCGACCGAUCACGGCCAUCCGAGAUCUCCUGGAGUUCGCCUCAGACCGGCAACCCGUGCCGCUCUCGGAAGUGGAGGACGCGGUGUCCAUUUGCAGCCGCUUCGUCACCGGCGGCAUGUCCUUGGGCGCCCUGUCCAGAGAAGCCCAUGAAGUGAUCGCUGUCGGCAUGAACCGCAUUGGAGGGAUGAGCAACAGCGGCGAAGGUGGAGAAGAUCCUCUUCGUUACCAUCCCAUCAAGGAUGUGGACGAGGAAGGGCACUCGGCAUCUUUUCCACACUUGCAGGGCUUGCGCAACGGGGACUCUGCGGCCUCGGCGACCAAGCAGGUGGCCUCGGGACGUUUUGGCGUCACGGCCGCCUACCUCAGAAGUGCCAAACAGUUGGAGAUCAAGAUUGCGCAAGGUGCUAAGCCUGGCGAGGGUGGGCAAUUGCCAGGUGCCAAGGUGGAUGACUACAUUGCCCGUUUGCGCAACAGCGUGCCAGGUGUGGAGCUCAUCUCACCACCACCCCAUCAUGACAUCUACUCCAUCGAGGACCUGGCGCAGCUGAUUUUCGACUUGCAUCAGGUGAGUCCGGAGGCCAAGGUCUCGGUCAAGCUGGUGGCCAGCGCCGGCAUCGGCACCAUUGCCGCCGGCGUGGCCAAGGCGAAUGCCGACGUGAUUCAAAUCUCUGGGCAUGAUGGUGGCACUGGGGCCUCGCCCUUGAGCAGCAUUAUGCAUGCUGGUAGCCCCUGGGAACAAGGCCUUUGCGAGGUUCAAGAGGUCUUGGUGGAGAACAGCCUUCGAGAGCGGGUCACCUUGAGAGUGGAUGGUGGCAUCAAGACUGGCUGGGACAUCGUGGUAGCAGCCAUGAUGGGUGCAGAAGAGUACGGCUUUGGCAGCGUGGCCAUGAUCGCAGAGGGCUGCAUCAUGGCGAGGGUUUGCCACAUGAACCGCUGUCCGGUGGGUGUGGCGACACAGCGGGAGGAUCUCAGAAAGAAGUUUCCCGGCACGCCCGACCACAUCGCAAACUUCAUGCUUUUCGUUGCUGAAGAGGUGCGCACAAUCAUCGCAGCCCUGGGCAGCUUGGAAGAUCAAGGAUGCUCGAAAUGGGAAACUGAGGAAGGCUACCGUUCUCUGGCCAAGAUCAUCGGCCGCGCCGACCUCUUGCGCCCCCGUGUGGAGGGCUCGGUGCGCACCAGCGUGCCGCAGCCAGCGGUGGCAGCGGUGGCCUCGCAACCGCCUAAGACGCGGAAACCCAAGAAGACCGCAGCCGUGGAUCUCUCGAGUUUCUACGCGGAGGAAAGGCCCAAUGAAGAGCACCGGCUCAGCUGGGUCGACGUGAAGAGAAGCAGCGCAGCACAUAGCAAUGGGCCAGUGCUGGACGAUGACAUUCUGGAAGUUUCCAAAGUGGCCAAGGUCAUUGAAGAGAACAGUGGCAAAGUGGAGAUGUCGAUGGACAUCCAGAACACUAACAGAGCCUUAGGCGGACGCAUAGCAGGCACGAUCGCGUCCAAGUAUGGUGACCACGGGUUUAAGGGUGAGAUCCACUUGAACUUCACCGGCUCGGCCGGUCAGUCCUUCGGCGCUUGGAACACCAGUGGUGUGCUCCUUCAGGCGGAGACGGAGGGAGGGGUCACAGGGGACUGCAACGACUAUGUGGGGAAGGGCAUGAAUGGCGGGACCAUCGUGGCCAUUGCGCCACCCGAGAGCUCCUUCCCCUCACAGGAGAGCACGGAGCACGGACUUCCAGUCUUCUUCAACGGCCGCGUGGGGGAGCGCUUCGGAGUGCGCAACGCUGGAUGCCGCGCCGUGAUCGAAGGCGCUGGAGAUCAUUUGGGAGAGCGGCUUGGGCGACCGUCCGUGAAACGGGGUGGAAAACGGCCUGUCGCGGAGGCUGGAUGCAUCGGGACAGGUGAGGAGACCGGUGUGACAAGAUGUUUCAAGAAUGCGACCGCUGACGAAGGGAAGAAGGACCGUCAGACCCAGUGGUCCAGAUUCUGCCAAUGGCGGCCAGAUCUGGUUUUGCGUCCAAGGUAUAUGACCAAUGGUGUCAUUGUGGCCUUGGGCCGUGUUGGCCGGAACGUCGCAGCGGGCAUGAGCGGUGGGCUGCUCUACAUCUACGAGGAGCGCAUGGGAGGAAGAGAAGGUGCGGCAUCGAGACCGCGUGCUAAGGGAUUGGGAGGGGAGCGGAUGGACCUGAACGCGGACAACGCGCGGAACGUCUUUCGUGUCACCUCCGAAGCUGGAGAGAAGCAGCUCAAGGAGCUCGUCGAGAAACAUCAUGAACUGACUGGCAGUAAGCGAGCGGCUGAGAUCUUGGAGGAUGUGAAGGCGGCACAUCGACUCCGAGAAAGCUUUUCGGCAGCCACUGCGGUGGUGAAAGCAGAACCGCCCGUCAAGCGAAACCGAAAGCGAUCGUGCUACGCGCCGCCGCGGCAAUCCAACUUCCGCGUCAGCGCGGUGUUGCGCUUCACGCGCGCCGACGGCAGCGGGGGGGACCCUGGAGGCGGGGGCACCGAGCCGGCUGUGAACGCCGAACCUCACGAUGCCAACAUCCGUGGUGCGAUUUGCGCCGAACGCGCGGCCAUGUGCCUCUUUCAGAAGACCGAGGGCAACGGCGCGGAGAUCCGUCGCGUCGUGUGCGCGACGGACUGCAAGGAUCCCAUCUACCCGGGCCCUCUUUGCCGGGAAUUCUUGACCUCCAGCUGCGGACCAGAGGUUGAGAUCGUGGCCACCGGCUCCGACGGAAAUUGGGUCGUGCAACCCUUGAGGGAGCUCUUCCGGAUGCCAUCGCCGUACCGCGGCCUGGCACAGCAGGAGGCCAAAGCCAAGGCCUCGGCCUUGGGUGGCCAGGUGAAGCCGCCGGAGGACGCGCUGGCCGCAAAGGUCUACCAGGCAGCUUUCGCUUUGGCACGAAAGCAAGAGCCUCAGACGGUAGUUUAUCCCAUCACCUUCGCUGCCGCCGUGGGCUUCGAGGACGGCGAGGUCGCCUUUGCCGCGGAGCUGAAGGGCAUCGAGUACGGCUGCACUGUGGAUGCAGCCUCCCUUCUCAUCCCCGAGCUUCAGCGGCGUCGUGGACACUCUGACACCUCGCGGGCGAGGGUGCUCAUGCAGGUGGACAACUUUGGAGUGGCACACGCACCUUUUUCUGGAGCGCGGAGUUUGCUCGUCGAGCACGGCUUUGGCGACGUGCUCGUGACGGCGCAUGGUGAUGAUGGGCAAUGGCUGGAGCCCAUCAAGGUGAAAGAGUCCCUGCCACAUGCUGACUUCCUCUCCAUCUUUUGA